Closterium sp. NIES-65 is the source of this 4119-nucleotide messenger RNA. NCBI's taxonomy places the organism in Eukaryota, Viridiplantae, Streptophyta, Zygnematophyceae, Desmidiales, Closteriaceae. The record is from the annotation of a GenBank genome assembly.
AUGACCCCGAGGGCAAUAAGGAAGAUCGGGGAGGAGAGUGAUAAGUGGUUUAGGCUGGCUGCAGGAGUGGUCUCAGAUCCUGACCAAUCACGAAUGGAGGAGGCUUUAGCGGAGUGGGUGAUUAAAGAGGAGGAGACGGAGAAGAGGGAGGUGACUAUAGAGGAGAUUAUAGCGAAGGCAAAGGAGAUUGGGCCGGGGUAUAAGGUGCGGCCGAAUUUCAAGUGGGUGGACGAGCAGCAGGGGGCGGGAGACGAGGAGAGGGGAACCGGGGAGAGGGAUGUGGGAGAAAGGGAAAGUCGGGAGGGUGGUUUUGGGGGGGUUGAAGGGACUGAGGGGGCUGAUGCGGAUGGUGAUAAUGGUGGUGAUGGCGAUGGCAGUAGUGAUUGGGUUGGUGAUGGUGGUGCGGGUGGUGGUGCUGAUGGUGAUGGUGCUGCUGCUGCUGCUGGUGCUGCUGCUGGUGCUGCUGCUGGUGGUGGUGAUGGGGAUGGUGGUGGUGAUGGUGAUGGUGCUGCUGCUGCUGCUGGUGCUGCUGCUGGUGCUGCUGCUGGUGCUGCUGCUGGUGGUGGUGAUGGGGAUGCCACAGAAGCUGGUGCUGUCAUCAUCCUCACAGCGGAGGGGGAAGCACUGGAUGAGGACAACAGUGAAGGAGAAGAAGCAGAACGAGGCCCAGUGGCGCUCGUCGUACUGGAUGGGGAUGAUGCAUCCGAGGAGGGAGGUCUAGGCCACUCUGAUGGUGCACGCGCAGCAGGGUCCGAUACAGACAAGGGUGGUUGUAAUGCUCACAGCACGCCCACUGGCGUCUCUUCCCCCAUACCCAUUGUUCUCGCCCUUGCUGCCGCCAACGAUCCCGAUACCCCCACCACAACCCUUCCCACCUCUUCCCAAGCUGCCCUGGCUUCUCAAGCCUCGAACCCCCCCAAUUCCUCCCAAGCCGCAUGGGCUGCCGAAACCACAGAAAAGGCUCCUAUCCCCCCCUAUUCCGAUGAUUCGAAGCGUUGCACGGUCAGGGAGCUGACGGUGGGUCAGAAGCGCGCCUUCUGCCUCGUGCGCCACGCCCUGCCGUACCUGCGCCGAACCAACAUCCACGAGCUCGCCAAGGCUGCGCUGCCGGCUUGGGGAGCGCGCGUGUCGUUUGAUACUGUAAAAGGCAUGGCGAAGGAGCUAGGACCGACUUUAGACGCUCCUCCUGGAUUCAAGUACGCGGAGAACUGGGUGCGGAGGGUUAUAGCGCGGUUCCAGGCAAAGGCGAGGAGUGAGGGGGAGGGGCGAGCGGAAGGGGUGGAUGGGGAUAGGGUGGAGGGUGGGGAGGAUGAGGAGGGAGUGGAUGGGGAUUGGUCAGACGAGGAGUCGUAUGGUGAUGGGGAGAGUGAUGAGGAGAGUGAUGAGGGGGAGGAAGAGGAUGAGAGUAACGAGGGUUCAAGUGAGGAUGAUGAUGUGGUGGAGGUGGGAGGAGGAGGUGAAGGGGGGAAGAAGAGAGGGCGGAGCGGGGAGACAGCAGCGCAGAACUCGGAGCAUGCAAGGGGUGGGAAACGGGGGAAAAUCGCCACACCUUCGGGAGACAUACAAGUUGCUGCUGCUGCUGCUGCUGCUGCUGCUGCUGCUACUGCCGCCGCUCCUUGUGCCGGGGCUGAUCAGGACCCGCACCGGUAUGCGCUGCACAAGUGGGCGGACGAUCCGGACCUUUCCAGCCUCAUGCGGUGCGUGCUCGGGCCAGACUGGCUCACACAGUGCACCCGAAGAGGCGGCAUUGCGUAUGAGAACAACGGCAGCUUGACUGCUGAUGCUGCUGUUGCCGACUGCCGCCCUCCCCGCCAUCGCCGUGCGGUUGCUACAGGCGCUGCUACUGCUGCUGCUGGGUUCAGCAGUUCUCUGGCUGGUGCGGCCGGUGGCCGUACCGUUAUGUACCGUUAUGAACCGCAUGGGGAUUCAUGGACAGCUGUCGCUGCUGGUGCUCGAGUCACAAGGAGCCAGGCUUUCGCAAGAACAGCAAGAGGAGUAGGAGGAGGAGGAGGAGGAGGAGGAGGAGGAGGAGGAGGAGGAGGAGGAGGAGGAGGAGGAGGAGGAGGAGGAGGAGGAGGAGGAGGAGGAGGAGGAGGAGGAGGAGGAGGAGGAGGAGGAGGAGGAGGAGGAGGAGGAGGAGGAGGAGGAGGAGCGGGUAUAGCAGGCACGGCAGGUGUCAAAGGGGCUAUUCAAGGAUCAGGAGAUGGUAACCAGCAGCAGCAGAUGCUGCUGCUGCUCACUCUCUUGGCCGCACAGGCCGCAGGAGGAGGUGCCGGAGGGGGCGUGGAGGGGGGUGUGGAAGGGGGUGUGGGAGGGGGUUUGGGAGGGAGUGUGGGUUUAGGUGGUGAGAGUGGGGAUGGAGAGGGGAAGAGGAGGGGUGAAGGACGGAGUGUGAGGGAAGUGGGCGGCAGAAAGCGGGCGGCAGAAGUGAUUGAGCUCUCAGAUGAUGACAAAGAGGAGGAGAAGGGAUCAGAUGAUGAUGUGGUGGAGGUGAGGGGGGGUGGAUGGGGGAAAGGUGCGAAGGGUGGUGGUAGAAGCAGCGGCAAGAAGCGACGGCGGGAGAAGGAGAAGGAGAAGGAGAAGAAAAAGGAGAAAAGGAUAGCAGCUACAGCCGCACCACCUGAUUCACCAGAGGCUGAGAUCACAGGUGCUACAGCCGCAUCACCUGAUUCACCAGAGGCUGAGAUCACAGGUGCUACAGCCGCAUCUGUAGCAGCUACAGCCGCACCACCUGAUUCAGAGGCUGAGAUCACAGGUGCUACAGCCGCACCACCUGAUUCACCAGAGGCUGAGAUCAGAGGUGCUACAGCCGCAUCUGUAGCAGCUACAGCCGCACCACCUGAUUCACCAGAGGCUGAGAUCACAGGUGCUACAGCCGCAUCUGUAGCAGCUACAGCCGCAUCACCUGAUUCACCAGAGGCUGAGAUCACAGGUGCUACAGCCGCACCACCUGAUUCACCAGAGGCUGAGAUCACAGGUGCUACAGCCACAUCUGUAGCAGCUACAGCCGCAUCUGUAGCAGCUACAGCCACACCACGUGAUUCAGAGGCUGAGAUCACAGGUGUUACAGCCACAUCUGUAGCAGCUACAGCCGCAUCUGUAGCAGCUACAGCCGCACCACCUGAUUCACCAGAGGCUGAGAUCACAGGUGCUGAAAUUGAUGCCGUGGACGCCACCAUUGGCAAGCUCCUUGAAGGAAAGGAUUCUGACACACCUGUAGCUGCUACAGCUUGUGAAAAUGUGGAUGCGACAACUGAGGCUAAUGCUGUAGCUGCUACAGCCGAUGAGGUAAUGGCUGUAGCCGCUACAGCCGAUGAGGUAGUGGCUAUAGCCGCUACAUCUGGUGAGGAUACACAAGAAAAGAUGGAACGACAGGUGCCUAGAGCAACAGUCACGGAUGAUAUGGAAGUGGAUGGAGGUACGGCUACAGGCGGUAAGGCAGGGGAUCUCACAGUAGCUACAGCUGGUGAGACAGGGAAUGGCACAGCAGCACCUACAACCAACGAGGCUGAAGAUGCCACAGCAGCGACAGCUGAUGAUGAGGCAGGAGGAGACGCCACUGUUGCGGCAAAGAACAUGGCUAGUCCAAAGGAGUGCCCACAGGGGAGGAAAAGGGCUAGAACCAGUCCAGAUGCUGACAAUGAUGAUGCAUGUGGUGCUACGGGCGAUGGUGCUACAGAUGGUGGUGAUGCAGGUGGUGGGGGUGCUGUUGCUGGUGCUACAGGUGAUGGUGCUACAGGGGAUGGUGAUGCAGGUGGUGGUGGUGCUACAGUUGUUGCUACAGGUGGUGGUGCUACAGACGAUGGGGAGUCAAAAGCGAUUGCGCCGAUGCAUGUGGGAGGCAAUGAGCACGAGGCAAAGGACGCAACGGAUGUGGAUGCGGAUGUGGAUGUGGAUGUGGGUGUGGAUGGAGGAGAUGAUACUGCAGCAGGUGAUGAUGGGGAGGCAAGAGGAGAUGAUGGUACGAAUGAUGUUGCACCUCAGCAUGGUGAGGCAAAGGACUCAGUUGAUGUUGAUGUGGAUGUGGAUGUGGAUGGAGAAGGAGAUGAUGCAGCAGCAGGUGAUGAUGGGGAGCGAAGAGCCACAGCGCCUGCUGCUAUCGCCCUAACUGCCUCUUGA